Messenger RNA from Aspergillus wentii DTO 134E9, 1443 nucleotides. RefSeq names its product cytochrome c oxidase assembly protein COX14. Bases 183 to 956 code for a protein of 257 amino acids. The record is from RefSeq and is a predicted model, not a curated record. Lineage: Eukaryota; Fungi; Ascomycota; Eurotiomycetes; Eurotiales; Aspergillaceae. The transcript has 2 exons.
CUCCAUCACCGCUCGCGUCGUCUCACGAUCCGCCAAACUCGUUAUCCUUGAUUCAUCCUCGACGAAUCAUAGGGAUCAAUUAAUUGAUACCCGUCUAGGUCGUGGUAUUAAUAUCAUCUGUCUAUUUAUUCAAGGGCUCCAUCCAUCCAUCCCAGGCUGUCCUUUGGGAAAAACCUCACACCAUGUCCCGAUCCGCCGCAGACGCAACGAGAUUCACGGCCACCGGCCCCUACGCCAGCUCCAAGCCCGCGGGGUCGGGCACGCCCUACAAACUCCCCAGUUUCAUGUCAAGCGGACAGAAUGCCUCUCCACAGGGACCGGGAGGCCACCAAGAGACUCCGAAGGAAAAGGUUGAGCGGUUGCGAGCGCAGGCACGGGCGGCCCGGAUGGCACAGUCGACAUCACGCGUGGAUACGAUGAUUGAUUCGGGAAGAAAAAUUGCCAAUAAGGCUCACAAGGCCAUGGUUUACACGCUUAUUGCUGCGUCGGGUAUCUGUGGUGCUUUGACUGUUUACUCCGCGAUCUCCCUAACGCUAUACAACCGUCGCCAAAAGGCACUGUGGCUCGACAAUGAACUCCAGAAGCUGCGGGAUGCACAGGCAGCGUAUGCCAACGGCACCGCCACCCCCGAACAAGCCGAGAUUGUGAAGAACGAAACUAUCGGGGAGAUUUACAAGCAAAAGAAGGAGGAGGAGAAGGAGCAGCGACCCUGGAACAAAGCAAAGCGGUAUCUACUCGGAGGAUUGAAGACGGAUGAAGCCGCCCCCAAGGCUCAGGGUGGUGACAAGCCCGGUGUGCUGCGGGCCCUGGAAGAGUCCAAAUCGAAUGAUGCAGCAACAGCAGCAGCAGCAUCCCAAUCACAGCCACAGGGACAACUCGAUGUCCUGGCUGAGAAUGCCGAAUCGGCCACCAAACAAACAACACGAAGCUGGACGAGCUGGAUCACUGGACGAUAGACAGGAUGGAAAUGGGAUCUAUGUUUUAUUAUUAUCAUUUGUCUUGUGAUUGUUUUUGCGCUGUUAUGCAUGGCAUAAUCUUCCUUUUCUUUUUCCCAUCCAUCUCCCUUCUAAAGUCCACUGGGGUUGCGGCGUCUGUCUAUCUAUCUAUUUAGGGGUGUGUUCUGUUGUUUUCUUCAAGGAAGACUGUAUAUUUGUGUACAUAUACUUUUUUGGACGCCUUGGUUACAGGGUCUUUGCUUUCUGCUCAAGAAUAAAAAGUGUACGUGUGAUAGGAAUGGUUAUACAACUUGACAAUUGUUAUGAUGAUACUGCUCAUUUUGAUUGGUUAACCUGCUAUAUAUGCUUCAUUGGUAUCUUUUCUGGAAACAAACAUCAGAUGUCCUCGCGAAAUUAACUCCAUAUCCCAGUUUUCAUAGCAAGGUGGUCAUUACCCCCCAUUAACCCAGACGCCAUAAGAUCAAAAAAAAAAAAAAAAAAAAAAAAA